Molecule: messenger RNA, 1116 nt
Organism: Hippocampus comes (tiger tail seahorse)
Lineage: Eukaryota; Metazoa; Chordata; Actinopteri; Syngnathiformes; Syngnathidae
Exons: 2
Coding region: 227-967 (246 amino acids)
Biological process (GO): regulation of autophagy
Cellular component (GO): mitochondrion
Source: RefSeq, a predicted model, not a curated record
AGGGAAAACGGGGGAGGGGGUGUGUAGAAGAUAAAUCUGCAUUCUGCCUCCGCCGCUGGUCAGAGACACCAGCAGCAGCCACAGAGCGCGCUCAAGGAGACGCGCCAUCAGCCAGCAUCUCACCUGAUAAACAAAACAGUCGGCGAUAGAAAGAAGACGCCACAUUGACUUUUGAGCUUGCCGCUGUACAAAAGGAAAGAUACGCCAAAGGCGCCUGCGAGCAGCUAUGCGGCCACGUUCCAAACUGCUCUCCAAGGGAGAAUUGCUCCUGCCUACGAUCAGCGAGGGCACAGAGGAGACACCGAGAGAUUUGAAUGAGACCAACACGCAACGUGUUGCCGAAGGCGUCUCUUCUGACGACUACCUCCUCUCCAUCUGCCACCUGGCGCACCCCACGUUCCCUACCAGCGACGUUUCACCCAGUGCACACCAAGUAGACGGAGUGUAUGAGAGGAGGCGGGCGUCACGCCACAGCGAGACUAAAUCCUUGGCGAUCAACCACAAACAAAAUGGUGUGCGGCAGGUAGAAUGCAAUGAAAUAUUAGGCAGCUCAGACCCCUUGGAGUAUCUUUACGGCCAUCACAACAACCUUUCGACUUGUCAGUCAAGAUUCAAUGCGUGCCCACAUGAUGGAAGUCAACGCGAGAGUGAGUGGGAGAGGCCGGCUCGCUCAAGAGCUCACAGCAUCCCCCACGCUGCAAGUCCUGGUCUCCCACGGCAACGCAAGAGCAGCUGCCCUGAGAUACACGCCAAGAGUGCCACGACCAUUUCGAGCGUCUCCCCAAAACACAACCGACCCAUGCUGAUGGUCGAGAAGGGAAGUGUGUCAGACAGCAAAGCAGACGGUGAGGUGGUGAACCCGAACAAGAGGCACUCGAUGGUCUCACAGUGGAUUUCUGAUUGCAGGUCAGCCUGGAGGGAGGGACGAAUGCGAGCCUGCAUGCUCCCUGCCAUCACCGAGAUAUAGAACCUUCUAUCAGAAACAUUCAGUUAAAACAAACUUUUAGGCUAUUUCCACCAAGCAGUCCAAAAUUCUGCUCAGAAUGGCACAAAAUGAAAAGGUAAACUUCGGUCAGGCAUGAUUGCAGAUGGUGAUUACCAUGUCAACUACCAGAG